AUGUACAGUAUGAUAUGGGCGUGGAUUGCUCUCGAUACCAAACGACUCGAGCCGUACUUCCAGAUGUCAAAAGUCGAAGGAGCUUCGCCGGCCAACUCGAUCUUUCUUCACUAUCCUUUCGAUCUUGAACUCGUACCGCCCAUCAAAGCGUUACGAUUAAGACAUUGGAGUGUAGUCAUUGCGUGCUUCGUGUCGACAAUAGUAUUCUGUGGAAUCACACCACUCAGCGGCGCGGUGUUUGAAUACCGCGUGGUCAGCCUGUCUACAACCACAAGUGUGACUCAUACAGCCAGCCUUCUACCUGUAUUGGAACAGAGCUCAUCUCUCAACCGAGGGUUCAUGUUGAAUGCGUACAGCACCCUGUGGCUGGAUCAGAAGCUGCCAAGUUUUACAACGCGGGAUGCCGCUUUCAUACCGUUCGAAAUAGGCCAACAGGCGAAAGCGGCAUCCUUCAAGAGCAACUGGACAGCGCAAACCACAAUGUAUAGUUCGAGUCUUGACUGCCAGCCGGCUUUAGUUGGUAAUGACUCACACGGCGUCACAUACGACAGUGGGAAAGGAUGCGUGGUUGAAGAGAUCGACAUUGAUGGAUUAACACCUAACAGCACCAGCCUAUUCUCAUCAUACUACCAGACUCUUUGCGCCAGCGGAAACACAUCAAAGGCAUUCAUGGCAUACUCAUUCCAGAACUCUGAGCCUCCUCAAGGUCGGAAGCCUCUAGAACUACAAGGAUCCUACGCUUGGUCGACCGAGGAAACUGGCGCCCCAUGGGCCUCGUACUCGGAGAAGACAGUACUUUUCUGUGAGCCGUCCUAUUCUGCUCAGUCCGUCAAUGCAACAUUGACUAUGCCAAACAUGACGGUCUCAAAUGUUAUACCCUUAGCGCCGCCACGGCAGUUAUUGAGCACCGCGUUUGAUAUUUCCACUUUUGAGUCCAUCGUGAUAAGCAGGUCGCCAAACCAGAAUGGACAACAGCAAUCGACUGCAGAUCAGCUAAAAGGGGACAUCAAUGAAACAACACAGUACAUUGAUACGACCCAGCUUGAAAUUCGAGGAAUCACAGAUAUUUUCGAUAACAUUAUCGUCUUUGCAGUCGGCUCCUCUCAGCUCGCUGCAGAUGCGUAUCUCAACGCCAGUGUGCUCGCGACAAGCCUGGACAGCGCGUACAAGGUUCUUUUUGCUCUGGCCCUGAACAGCUUGUUAUCUACAAGCACCUCGUCGUCGUAUUCGACGUUGAAUGAAGGCUUGGGGACAAUCUGUGGUAAUACAAAUGCUAUCGCAGUGGUCCGAACGUUGGCUAUACUCCUGGAGGCGUGCUUGGGCUUGGCAUCAUUAGCAACCUUGCUUCUUCUUCUCAUCUGCUGGAAUCGUCGAAGCGAGCUUCGGAAAGACCCAGCGUCGCUCAGCAAUGUAUUGGAGAUCACCCAGAACGAUCCCAAGGUUCCAAAAAGCAUUGAAAAACUGGUGCAGAAAUCCGGUGAAUCAAGUCUGACUUUGAGAGGUGGAGGACUUCGUAUGGACUGCUGCAUGAGGAAGCGGCCACUAUCCUCUACUAACUCAAGGUCUGCUGCCGCUGAAGUUGGCAAUGACGCCAACGGAAAGCCUAUACUACCAUUUGUGAUGGGGUAUGCAGUCGGAUCCGCGUUUCUUGCGGUGUUUGUAGCAGUCUUGAUCAUCGUCGUGGUCCUACGUCUCUGUAUCCAUCAUCUGAACGGACUCCCCCUACCAUCUAACAACCCAAUAGAGGCUCAGAUCAUACUCAACUAUAUUCCAGUUCUCUUUGCGACACUGGUCGAACCGUUUUGGACAAUGCUUAACAGGAAGUUAUGCCUUUUGAAACCUUUUGAGGCACUAAGAGGUGGCGAAGCAAAAGCUUCUCGGUCAAUGGAUCUCAGGUACACGUCGCUACCCCCACAGUUGGCCAUCUGGCGAGCAUUAAAAGCUCGCCAUUUCCUCCUCGUGGCUGUUUGUGCAACUGGAUUUUCUGCCAAUGUGUUGGCUGUUGUUCUGAACGCUUUGCUGCAGCCGCGCCUUACGGUCAUCGCGUCUGAUGGAACGUUUUUGAAGUCUUCCUUACCGUCGAUCAAUCAAACCUCUUCCGAGACAUCCAGCUCCGACCACCUCUACAUCGCGGCGGCCAACUUUAGCCACGGAGCUUCUCUCCCUGCUUGGGUUUCACGAGAUUUGUAUUUCCUCCCUUUCCAAAUCAAUACGACAUCGCCGUUGGAGAGCAUCCAAUCAUACAAGGCAACUACACCUGGAUUCGGCCUCAAUGUCGUCUGUACAAACCAAACAUGGGCUGACCCAGCAUACAUCACUAUGCCCAAUAAUGAUAUAGGCCAACCCCAAAUCUCUGUGGAUCAAAACAAUGUAUAUUGUACUCGCCAGUGGGAUACGUUCUACGAUUCUCACAACAAGACGAAUGCCUCCCUGGAGCUACUCGCGCCGUUGGGUCCGAGCUUUGCCAACGCGAGCCAGGGCGACCAAGAUAUCUGCGGCAGUACCCUCGCCAUGGGUUUCCUGAGAGCUGAACUCUACGCGGAGGUCGAAGGCGUUGAUAGCCUGUUCACAUCUUCCACCUGGAUGACCUGCGAGUCGACUGUGUUUACUGCCAUGUACGAGGUCGAGGUCACGACCAACGGCCGGGUUGAAAACUAUGUCCGUAAGAGUGAAAUCUCUACAAAUCUCUCUUUAGCGAACAGCAGCUCCCUUCCAUCGUUCCUGAGCGAUCUAUUCGUCGCCUUCGACGCACCCUUCAACAAAAUCAACCCUCACUGGAACAACGAUAACGCUAGAGACACAUGGGCCGGCUUUCUCAUAAAAGCGCUUACCAACUCGCCAAGGUUCAUUGACCCCACGCUUCCGGCGCCAGACUUCGAAAAAAUCGCCCCUGUCGUCGUAGACAUAAUCACACGUCUUUUCCCCAUAAUCAUCAGUCUGCAGCCCUCUGCUUUCGUCCCUGCACCCCAAGGGGCCACGAUCGAAGGAACGAUGCUUGGACCCUGUACCCGCGUCUUCAUGUCCUCAUCCAUGUUCGUAGUCACGGUCAUCUUACUGUUGCUGAACAUCGCAGUGGUAGUGGCGUACUAUAGCCGUCGGCCACGACCCAUACCGAAAAGCGUAUUGGCAGAGACGAUUGCUGGUGUGCUAGAGUUGUUCAAUGGCAGUGGACUGGUCGAGGAACAAGUGAGGGAUAAGCCAUGGCCUGAAGAUUGGAGAUUUGGGUAUGGGGGAUUUAUAGGGUUGGGUGAUGGUAAGCCGAGGAUGGGGAUUGAGAGGAGGCCAUUUGUGGUGCCCUUGGGUGCGAAGAAGGGGGUGUAA
Messenger RNA from Letharia columbiana, 3321 nucleotides. RefSeq lists its product as uncharacterized. The record is from RefSeq and is a predicted model, not a curated record. Lineage: Eukaryota; Fungi; Ascomycota; Lecanoromycetes; Lecanorales; Parmeliaceae. The coding region runs from base 1 to 3321 and encodes 1106 amino acids. The transcript has 2 exons.